Molecule: messenger RNA, 434 nt
Organism: Lolium perenne
Lineage: Eukaryota; Viridiplantae; Streptophyta; Magnoliopsida; Poales; Poaceae
Product: DNA replication licensing factor MCM3 homolog 1-like
Source: RefSeq, a predicted model, not a curated record
AUGUGUCCCAUCUCCGUACCGGCGGCGGCGCAGCCAUGGACGUCAACGAGGAGGCCAUGGCGGUGAACAAGCGCGCCUUCCUCGACUUCCUCGACCAAGACGUCGGCAAGGGGCUCACCAUCGGCAUGGAAGACCUCCACAACCACAACCUCGAGCUCGCCCGCAGGUACCUUUUCAACCCCAGGGACUUCAUGCAGCCGGCAUCGGACGCGGUCACGGAGGUGGCCAGGAACCUGGACCCCAAGUUCCUCAAGGAAGGCGAGCGCGUGAUGGUCGGCUUCACCGGCCCCUUUGGAUUCCAUAGGGUCACGCCCAGGGACCUCAUGUCCUCCUUCAUCGGGACCAUGGUCUGCGUCGAGGGCAUCGUCACCAAAUGUGAUGGGACCCCCUUUCUCUUGGCCAGUAUCUGGUCUCAUGUCGUUCAAUUUAUGUGA